Paramecium sonneborni is the source of this 589-nucleotide messenger RNA. The record is from the annotation of a GenBank genome assembly. NCBI's taxonomy places the organism in Eukaryota, Ciliophora, Oligohymenophorea, Peniculida, Parameciidae.
UAAAUAUUAAAUAUUAUUAUGGGACAACAAUAAACUUAAUAACAAAGACCAUUAAAUGUAUUAAUUAAGGAUGUGACUACAUUUAAUCUAUUAACCAAGUAUUCUAUGUUGUAAUUCAAGAUCCCCAACAAUUAGAUCUAGUUUGGGUAAAUAGUUACUUGCAGAGGUAAUUGAAAGGAAAGAAAAUUUAAUUGAUUCAUUAUCUUUUUUAAAAAAGUAGGACAUUCUUUGUAUUCGAAUAAUUUUAGACAAUCAAUAUUUUUAAAUUACUUAGGAGAGAUUCUACUAUAGCAAACAAUUAUUGGAAGAUUUAUCAUCAAUAUUAAUGUCUGAUCCAUCAAAAGAAGAUGGUAUUUGUCAAAUAUGUUUUGAAAAAAAGAUAGAUAAAUUAUUGCCUUGUGGACAUAGUUAUUGUUUAAAUUGUAUAGAUGGAUGGUUUAAACUCAAAGAAUAAAAUUCAUGUCCAAUGUGCAGAGCUCAAUUAACAAAAUAAAAAAUACAAAAUGAGUCAUUUGAUGUACCAAAUGAAGCUGAAUUGAUAGAUUCAUUGAAAGAACAGCUUUUUAUGUAAUUGUGCGACUAGAAAUGA